Molecule: messenger RNA, 687 nt
Organism: Penicillium maclennaniae
Lineage: Eukaryota; Fungi; Ascomycota; Eurotiomycetes; Eurotiales; Aspergillaceae
Exons: 2
Coding region: 1-687 (228 amino acids)
Source: RefSeq, a predicted model, not a curated record
AUGUCACUGAGCAUGGGUUCCGGAAGAGAAUGCUGGGAAAACUCUCCAUGUAUGGAUCUAAGAGAUCAAUAUUCUCGCGAUCCUCAAAGACCGGUCGAGCGAGAGGCUGAAUGCUCCUCCGAUAGGCAUGAGACCCGUCGCGAGGGCGUAAAUCCCCCAGAGGCCCAAGCCGUCUUGAAUGACAGCGAGUUUGGUCGGGUCGACCCCACGGGCUGGUACCCACACUACAAGAACUGUGUGCAAUACUUUGUGGAACAAGGCCAGCACAUGCAGACAGUGCAGUCCGUGGCUGCAUUUAUCAACAUUCGUCUGCCAUGCCAACGUCCCCAAGACAUACCUGCACCGGGACAAUCUGCAGCGCCGUUUAUCUCUUUGCGUCCCUAUGUUCGCCGGUUGAUUGUCACGGCGCAAGAUUCGGCACUCGUCAUGCGCGCAUUCUUCGGCGAUGACUGGGCUGCCGGCGUGGGCUGCAUUUACAAACAAGAGCGCGCCAACUACCUCUUCACGGCGAAGAGCAGCGGCUGGGGCGCGACCAAAACAGCGUACGAUAUCCUGCCCGAUGAGCAGACACCAUUCCUGCGAGCCCUGCGCGAGCCUACUGAAGACGAGCUUCGGGCGGCUGAAGCGAGAUGGAGCGAAUGGCUGGCGAUGGAGGACUGGAUGGUGGGGGCUCGGAGUCCCUGGUAG